Messenger RNA from Acanthopagrus latus (yellowfin seabream), 3033 nucleotides. Its product is annotated as platelet-derived growth factor subunit A-like. Lineage: Eukaryota; Metazoa; Chordata; Actinopteri; Spariformes; Sparidae. Gene Ontology annotation, molecular function: growth factor activity; platelet-derived growth factor receptor binding. The coding region runs from base 1767 to 2381 and encodes 204 amino acids. The record is from RefSeq and is a predicted model, not a curated record. Gene Ontology annotation, biological process: positive regulation of cell population proliferation; positive regulation of ERK1 and ERK2 cascade; positive regulation of protein autophosphorylation. The transcript has 6 exons. Gene Ontology annotation, cellular component: membrane.
AGCAGUGUCAUAGGAGUGUAAUGCCUACAUUACCCACAAUGCAAUUCAGCCACUGAGUGCACUGGAUGCAAUUGAUCAGAUCUGUUACUUUAAUGUAAUCAUUAAACGUAACUAUUCAAUGAUUUCAUUGACUACACUUUAAUUGAUGAUCAUUGAGCCGCGUCUCAAACUACACCAUGUUGAAUUUUAUGGAACUUGGCCUGGAAACUCCUUGAAAAGCCCUUGAAUUCAAUGUUUAAGAAGGUGUGGGAACCCUGGUGGGAGGAAGAAAAGCAGAAGAAAAAGCAAACAGGAUCGAUCCGGUUACAUGUUUCGGAGUACAGGCCAGACGACGAGAGUGAAAGCAUGAAGGUGGAACCACCACAGGCUCCCCACUAUUUAUCUUACAGUUUUAUAUUCAACCUUUCCUUUCACCUGAUAUUCCUGUCAGCACAACUCGUGGGAAUCUUUUCCAGCUCCAGUGCGGCUGACCCUUUGACCUUCUAGCUCCACCAUCAGGCCAAGAGAUUCUCCUCCUCUCAUAAAGGGGAUAUCUGGACACUCAUUAAUCAGCUUUAUUACACAGCAAUUAAACACUAACACAGUCACUGACUCCUCUCACAGAGGGAGUGAGGCAGGACGAUAAUUUGAGAUGGGCAUGGGAUCACUGUCCUCCAGAGCAACUGAUUAACAAGUGGUUUUAGGUAAAGAUUAAAGCCGUGGAGACAGUUUGUUCUCACAGAGAAGUUUGGUCUUAGUGAUGUACAAGAUUGUAAUUUAUCAUCAAUAACUGUCCAACAUUCAGAGCAGCUUUAUUUAUCAUGGAAAGAUGAUGUCAGAAGUAACUGGGUCAUUAAACAUAAAAGAAACAAACAAACACACAACUUGUUGGUUAUGUUGGGAAGAUUUAUGUGAAGUUGUAAAACAGAUGGGAUCAAAUGUCCCAGUUGUGACACUGUAGUUGGGAGUUAACGCUCCUGCAAGGUCCUCUAGUCAAUUAUGCAAAGCGCGCUCCAGUUCAGUGCCACGGGGACGCGCACGGGCUAUAUCCUGUGACUGAAAGCAUCCCGACUUCAUUCACCCCGGAGAUCACAGGACCGCCGGGAGCCGCUCCGGGCUGCAGAGGAGAGGGGUUUUCUUUUCUUUCUUUCUUUCUUCUUUUUUUUUUUUUUUAAAUUGAUGCCAUUUGCCUUUCUCCUCCUCGUGUGUUAACAACACGGCUGCUUCUCCCGGGAACUUUUAACUCAACGAGUUUUAAAAGAUUUUGUGCACAUGCGAAGUGCCGAGAUGCUCAGCUGCUGCAGGACGCACGGAUGUGUGAUUUUGACGGGAUUACACUGAGGACGCAGUGAGGACACGAUGGUGGAACGUAAAAGAGAAGUCCUCACAUUUCCAUCGGACACCUGUUCAUCUGAUGCCAAAACCAGGAGCUGCUGAACACCAACCUGCCCUCACUUAGGUCGCUCGAUGCGUUAAAAGAAGCUUAAACAUGCUUUGCGAUCACUUUUCUAUUUUAGAAGUCAGCCCUCCUCUCACCUACAGUGACUUCCACUGACUGCAGGAGCAGAACAAGCUUUCCCCUCCACUUGAACCGCGUUUCAUUCAGGAGUUUAAAGAUAAUUUGAAGUUUCGUCGACGCUCCUGGCUCGCUCUUUCACUGAGGUCGUGGUUGUUGCCAGUUCUCCCGAGGGGAUGUUUGUGGGCUCCCGAUACCAGGGAGCGACCGCCCGGCUCCUGCAGUGGACCCUCGCCUCGUCCUGGUGCCUACGCAGCGGAUCUGAGAGGAGAUGAGAGCUGCGGUGUACCACCUCCUCGCCGGCUGCCUCUGCCUGUUACGCACCGCCGCUGAGGUGAGCCGCACGGAGGAGUCCCCUCUCCCCCGGGAGCUGUUGGAGCGCCUCUCCCGCAGCGAGAUCCGCAGCAUCAGCGACCUCCAGCGGCUGCUAGAGAUAGACUCCGUAGAGAACGAGGUGAUCGAGGAGACCAAACACAGCUACCACAAGGACUUCUCUCACAGCCUCCCCGACCUGAAGAGAGCACACACACACACCAGACACAGGAGGAGCACCGUGGUGGAGGAGGCCUUGCCAGCUGUGUGUAAGGUGCGGACGGCCAUCUAUGAGAUCCCCAGGAGCCAGGUGGAUCCCACCUCCGCCAACUUCAUCAUCUGGCCGCCCUGCGUCGAGGUGAAGCGCUGCACCGGCUGCUGCAACACCAGCAACAUGAGAUGCCAGGCGGCUCGCAAGCACCACCGUAUGGUCAAGGUGGCGAAGGUGGAGUACGUGCGGCGGCGUCCCAAGCUGAGGGAGGUGCAGGUGAGGCUGGAGGAUCACCUGGAGUGCAUGUGCACCAACAAACGCCACAUCAGCCCAAACUCAGACACAGACAAUGGUAUCAGGUGAACAGAGAUGGACAGAUGGAGGAGAGGAGGACAGGAAGCACCCUCAGCCUCCAGCACCUCCACCACCUCCUGCCAUCAAGGGACUGUGAAGGUUUGACGGAUUGUGUUUUGAACCUUUGGGGAGGUUUAACGGAGGAUGACUGACUCACACGGACCUCGACUGUACUUUCAAACUUUUGUCAAAAUAAACCGAGAGCGUCAAGUCACAGGAACGAAUAAGAAGCAGACCGACGGUUUUCCUCGACGGAGAAAAGAAGCGAUUAGACGAUGAACGUGGCCUGAACGCUGGCACGGUCGAGGUGCAUUCUGGGAUAUCGAAAGACUUACUGUCUGCCUCUUGUUCCCUCUCCAGAGUAUAAACCGCUCAGCGACUCGGAUUAUAAACUGGGUGGAAUCCUUUCUAGAAACAGUGACUGGGAUUAGGUUUUUGUACUCCAAGAUUUACUCUUCCUCAGCAGAACACACACACACACACACACACACACACACACACACACACACACACACACACGUACGUAUAUCCUCUUAUUUUUAUAACCUCUCAUUUUCUAUCGCUGUCUGUUUCUACUUCUGCCAUGUUAUCCACAUAAAGAACCGGGGGGGAACCUCCUGACACGUUACUGAUACUAAUAAACUAUUUAUAUGAAAACAAA